Chanos chanos (milkfish) is the source of this 1753-nucleotide messenger RNA. It is a transcript of the gene sult1st6, whose product is annotated as sulfotransferase family 1, cytosolic sulfotransferase 6. Gene Ontology annotation, molecular function: sulfotransferase activity. Bases 372 to 1298 code for a protein of 308 amino acids. The record is from RefSeq and is a predicted model, not a curated record. The transcript is spliced from 7 exons. NCBI's taxonomy places the organism in Eukaryota, Metazoa, Chordata, Actinopteri, Gonorynchiformes, Chanidae.
CAGGACGAACAGGCAUAAAUCAGCUGUUAAAUAAACAAAAGUCAUCAGACCACUUGGACAAGUUUCAGAGGCAGGGUGACAGAGAGCGAGACAGAUUAUGAAAGUCCAAAGAUUAAAAGAGCAGAAGAUAGCUUCAGUAUUUCGAAGCAGAGUCUGAGAGAAUUCUUAAAUUGCAAUAAAUAAGAAGAAGCACGGUGGAACCUGAAGACACAUUUGAGCAAGAGCAGAAAUCAAUCUCAUGGUUCAUUUGAUUUAGGAGGAGGGAGAAAAGAAGAAAGGAGAGGGAGGAGCCAGGGGAAGAAAGGAAUUACAAAAGAGUUUGGCACGUAACGGGAACUGUGUUGUCAAGGUGUUUGAAGUGUGUGUUCAGGAUGGAGAAAACGCAGUUGAGUUAUGAGGAGACCAUAAGGAGGGCGCAGGGUUCCAUGGAACGUUUUCCACUAAAAAAUGUGAAUGGUGUACCGCUCAUGUGCUACAUCGCUGACAACUGGGAUUCCAUCAGUGCAUUUUGUCCUGACCCUUCUGACUUGCUCAUUGCUACUUACCCCAAAGCAGGGACUACCUGGACCCAGGAGAUAGUAGAUCUGCUGCUGAAUAACGGAGAUGCUGAGGCAUGUAAGAGAGCUCCCAUCGUCGAGCGGAUCCCCUUCCUCGAGAUCUGCUCUCCUCCCCCUAUCCCAUCAGGACUAGAUCUUCUAAAGAAGAUGAGCCCUCCAAGAGUCAUCAAGACACACCUUCCAUUUCAAUUGGUACCUGAGGGAUUCUGGAAAAAUAAAUGCAAGGUGAUCUAUGUUGCCCGGAACGCGAAGGAUAAUCUAGUUAGUUACUACCACUUUGACCGUAUGAACUUCACCCAACCAGAGCCUGGGCCAUGGGAGGAAUACCUGAACAAGUUCAUGAAGGGAGAAGUGGGUUGGGGCUCCUGGUAUGAUCAUGUGAAAGGUUACUGGAGGGAACGAGAAAAGAGGAAUAUCCUCUACCUUUUUUAUGAGGAUAUGAAAGAGAAUCCUCGUCGGGAGGUGGAGCGGAUUAUGCGCUAUUUGGGCUUGUCGCUUUCUGAUGAUGUCAUUGAGCGUAUUGUACAGCUGACCUCAUUCAAGAUCAUGAAGGACAAUCCCAUGGUGAACUACACCUUCAUCCCUGACUUUGUUUUUGAUCAGUCCAUCUCUCCAUUCAUGAGAAAAGGUGAAGUGGGAGACUGGACCAAUCAUUUCACUCCAGCUCAGUCACAGCUCUUUGAUGAAGACUAUGCCAGGCAGAUGAAAGGAGAGGAUAUACCCUUUCGUACAAACAUAUGAAGCACAAAAGUAUUGAUGACUGAGCAUUGGAAAAUCGGUUGCCAAUACAUCAUUAAUCCAACCUUUAAGUCUCAAGUUUAUGCAGUAUGUAAGACAAUGUCUAAAACAACCUUCAGAUUUACUUGAAAAUGCUAAGUAAACAGUGAAUUGCUAAUAAAAUGCCAAGACCUAAGAUGAUGGAUCAUGAGUGGAUCUUAGAAACACUGCAUUACUAAUUAAUUCAGUCAGAAUUACUCUCAAGACCAAACAAAAAUGUGUAUGUUGUAGGCAAAGCUAAAACCAAAGGCAGAAUAAAUGUCCCCAAAUACCAAAGAGAAAUACAUGAUAUCGGAGGAAUGAGACAUCUCCAGUCACGUUACCUGUUCUCGAAUGUUGUGCUUUUGUAAUGAUGUAUUUUUCAAUCAGUUUUUUUUCAUGUGCGUGAGAAAUACAAUUAAAUCAUGGUAAAGGGCAAA